UGUUUCUUUCUCUCCCGCCUCCCUUUCCACCUCUUUUCUUCCCUCUUUCUUUCCGUGGGUUCAGCACAAGCUGCCCGGACAUUUAGCUCCUUUUUCUGCACUGGGGAAGCCGACAGAGAUGGGACGACUCGGUUUCAGCACCACGGAGAGCGCCCGACUUCUGCUGCUCACCGUGUUCGGUGUGCUGGCGCUGUCCGUGGUGCUGGCAGAGCAGGAAGGGGAAAACCUGUCUGGUCUUUCCGACAACCCGGACAAAGCCAUCUUCGCAGUGCGGGAGAACGGCACAACAUGCCUGAUGGUGGAGUUCGCCGUGAGAUUCCUUGUGCCAUAUGACGUGCUUGCGCUCAAUGGGAUAGACCUGAUCACCGAGCAGGCGGCUUUCACUCUGCCCCGCGGGGCAGAAAUCGAGGGGAAAUGCGGGAGUACAGAGUCAGAAAUCCACAUAACCUGGAAGAACAACGCCUACACUCUCCGCAUCUACUUCACUAAGGAGUUCCGUGACAAGGGCAUCGAGGUGUGGAAGAUUACCAGGGUUCAGUUCAUCUACGACACCGCGGAGACUUCGCAUUUCAUCAACGCAUACAACCGUGAGUCUCCCGCUGAGCCCAUGUGUAGAGUAGCCACUCAGCACGUUUCUAUCCUGCCUGCACUGGUCGCAACAAGCUCAUCUCACAUUAACAUGCAGCUGGAAUCACAGCUGAUUCAUGCAGGAAAUUAUGAACUGCGCCCACGUUCAGACACGAGCUGUGCCCACGCUCACACGAUUUUCAGGUUCACGUUAUUAUUCAUUUCAAAUUUGCCACACAUACAAUUGUUAUUUUUAUUAUUAUUGAUUCAAUAUAGGGUUUAAUGUUUCUAUUAUCUUUGCCGCAUUUGUUUAUGAUCUUGGUGGUAACUCAAGAUCCAAAUCAUUCACUAAAAAUUUUAUAUGAAUAUUGAUAUUACAUUGAAUCUUGAUU
Messenger RNA from Solea senegalensis (Senegalese sole), 959 nucleotides. RefSeq names its product lysosome-associated membrane glycoprotein 5-like. The transcript has 4 exons. Lineage: Eukaryota; Metazoa; Chordata; Actinopteri; Pleuronectiformes; Soleidae. The record is from RefSeq and is a predicted model, not a curated record. Gene Ontology annotation, cellular component: membrane. The coding region runs from base 119 to 850 and encodes 243 amino acids.